AUGUCAGAAAUAUAUAAACCUAUCGAAGUAGAUCCAGUAAUGAGCGAUGAAGACAAGACCAAGCACAUGAUUGACUGGUAUGUGGCUGGCCAUAAGUUGUUAAAAGGUAUGCAGUUUCCAAAAAAUGAACUUGAGGAAGUGAGUCAAAAAAUGAAAGAGUGCUUUAGAAUAGGAGUUAACGAGUUAAUAGCAUGGAGUGAGGCAAAGCAGGUGCCUGUGCUAGUUUUCUCGGCAGGGCUCGGAGAAUGUGUUGUAGCUGCUCUCAGAGCUGCUAAUCUCCUUUUACCUCAUGUGAAGGUGGUGUCAAACUUUCUUGCUUUUGAUGAUGCAGGAGCUGUAAUCGGUAUAAAAGGUGAUGUGAUUCAUACAUACAACAAGAACGAAACAGUCAUUAAGAACACAGAAUAUUAUGAGAUGGUGAAAGAAAGGAACAAUGUUUUAUUAAUGGGAGAUAACAUUGGAGAUGCAAGCAUGGCAGAAGGUAUGGAGCAUUGUGACGUCAUCUUCAAGAUAGGCUUCCUAGGACGUAAUACAGAUGCCAACCUCCAAAAUUAUGUUAACAAAUUUGACAUAGUUUUGGUUAAUGACCAUACAAUGGACAUAGCAAAUCCCAUAUUGAAACAUGUGCUGUGAUUUAUGUUUAGUCUA
Molecule: messenger RNA, 648 nt
Organism: Nymphalis io (European peacock)
Lineage: Eukaryota; Metazoa; Arthropoda; Insecta; Lepidoptera; Nymphalidae
Product: 7-methylguanosine phosphate-specific 5'-nucleotidase-like
Exons: 1
Coding region: 1-633 (210 amino acids)
Cellular component (GO): cytoplasm
Molecular function (GO): magnesium ion binding; 5'-nucleotidase activity
Source: RefSeq, a predicted model, not a curated record